Molecule: messenger RNA, 3126 nt
Organism: Anguilla anguilla (European eel)
Lineage: Eukaryota; Metazoa; Chordata; Actinopteri; Anguilliformes; Anguillidae
Product: ubiquitin carboxyl-terminal hydrolase 15-like
Exons: 23
Coding region: 32-3076 (1014 amino acids)
Biological process (GO): protein deubiquitination
Molecular function (GO): cysteine-type deubiquitinase activity
Source: RefSeq, a predicted model, not a curated record
CCCACAAUGCAACUGGUCAUGUUAAUGAAAGAUGGCGGAGGGAGGAGCGGCUGAUCUGGAUACACAGCGAGGAGAGGUCGCGGCACUAUUGAAAACGCCGCUGAGGAAGGGAGACACUUGGUACUUGGUCGACAGCCGCUGGUUCAAACAGUGGAAGAAAUAUGUGGGCUUCGACAGCUGGGAUAAGUACCAGAUGGGGGAGCAGAAUGUCUACCCUGGCCCGGUGGACAACUCUGGUCUCCUCAAAGACGGAGACGUGUUGGCCCUCAAGGAGCACCUCAUCGAUGAGCUGGACUACAUCCUGGUCCCCACGGAGGGCUGGAAUAAGCUGGUCAGCUGGUAUGGACUCAUGGACAGCCAGGAGCCAAUAGCGCGCAAGGUGGUGGAGCAGGGCAUGUUCGUGAAGCACUGCAAGGUGGAGGUGUACCUGACGGAGCUGAAGCUGUGCGAGGACGGCGACAUGGACACCGUGGUGACCCGGAGGUUCAGCAAGGCCGACACCAUAGACACCAUCGAGAAGGAGAUGAGGAAGCUGUUCAGCAUCCCCGACGAGAAGGAGACCCGGCUGUGGAACAAGUACAUGAGCAACACCUUCGAGCCGCUCACCAAGCCCGACAGCACCAUACAGGACGCCGGGCUCUACCAGGGACAGACGACAGCUAGCCAGGAAGCCGAUGUCCGUAACCUUCAACACACGGUUCUCGUAAUAGAGCAAAAAAACGAGGACGGGACCUGGCCCCGGGGCUCUUCGGCGUCCAAGUCCUCCGCCGCCUCCAAUCUCUCGACCUUACCAAAGAUCUGCCCCUCGACCCUCUCAAACAGUUAUAGCGGCUUCAACAGCAGGAACGUGAAAAACUCUAACUACUGCCUCCCGGCCUACCCUCCCUAUAGCAGCUACGAGUACCCCGAGCAGAGCAGCUACCGCGAGAGGCCCGGCCUGUGCGGCCUCUGCAACCUGGGCAACACCUGCUUCAUGAACUCUGCAGCUCAGUGCUUGAGCAACAUCCCCCCGCUCACCGAGUUCUUCCUGAGGGACAAGUACCAGGACGAGCUGAACAUGGACAACCCGCUGGGCAUGCGCGGGGAGAUCGCCAAGGCCUACGCCGAGCUCGCCAAGCAGGUGUGGUCGGGGAAGUACAGCUACGUCACCCCCAGGCCUUUCAAGACGCAGGUGGGCCGCUUCGCACCUCAGUUCUCAGGGUACCAACAGCAGGACUCCCACGAGCUGCUGGCGUUCCUCCUGGACGGCCUGCACGAGGACCUCAACCGGAUCAGGAAGAAGCCCUACAUCCAGCUCAAGGACGCCGAGGGCCGGCCCGACAAGGUCGUCGCCGAGGAAGCUUGGGAGAACCACAUAAAGAGGAACGACUCCAUCAUCGUGGACAUCUUCCAUGGCCUGUUCAAGUCCACGCUGGUGUGCCCUGUCUGCGCCAAGGUCUCCGUGACCUUUGACCCCUUCUGCUACCUGACCCUCCCCCUGCCCAUGAAGAAGGAGCGAACGCUGGAGGUGUACCUGGUGCGGCUGGACCCCCGGGCCAAACCCACGCAGUACAAACUGACAGUGCCCAAGGUGGGCUACAUCGCCGACCUCUGCACCUCCCUCUCCACUCUCUCCGGGGUACCCGCCGACAAGAUGAUCGUGACGGACAUAUACAACCACCGGUUCCACCGGAUAUUCGCCACCAACGAGAACCUCAGCAGCAUCAUGGAGAGGGACGACAUUUACGUGUUCGAGGUGGCGGUGAGCCGGACGGAGGACGUGGACCACGUGGUGAUCCCGGUGCACCUGCGGGAGAAGCACAAGCAGUCGGGCUACCACGCCAGCGCGCUGCUCUUCGGCCUGCCCUUCCUCAUCACCGUCCCCCGGAGCCUCAGCGAGGAGAAGUUCUACAACCUGCUGCUGCUGCGCAUGUGCCGGUUCCUGUGCUCCAGCGCUGAGGAGGAGGAGGAGGAAGAGGAGGAGGAGGAGUCGGAGGAGACGCCCAUCCCGAAAGAGCACGGCAUCAACGGCAACGUAGCCAACGGCGUCCUGGAGGAGGGGUCUCCCAGCGAGAUGGAGACAGACGAGCCGGACGAGGAGUCCAGCCAGGACCAGGAGCUGCCGUCCGAGAACGACAACAGCCAGUCGGAGGAGUCGGUGGGCGGGGACAACGAGCUGGAGAACGGCGUGGGCCCCGAGCGGACCGCCAAGGGCCCGCCGCCGGCGGGGCAGAGGAGGCGCCUCUUCGCCUUCCAGUUCAUCAACAUGGGCAAGCCGGACUUCGCCUACGCCAAGGACGAGCCCCGCCACAUCCGCUUCGACGAGGGCCACCUGCGGCUGAGCGACCGGUCCUAUCUCUCUCUGGACUGGGAGCCCGAGAUGAAGAAGAAGUACUUCAACGAAAGCGCGGCGGAGGAUUUUGAGAAGCAUGAAAGCAUGGAGUAUAAGCCUCAGAAGAAGGCCUUCUUCAAGCUAAAAGACUGCAUCCAGCUCUUCACCACCAAGGAGAAGCUGGGGGCCGAGGACCCAUGGUACUGUCCCAACUGCAAGCAGCACCAGCAGGCCACCAAGAAGCUGGACCUGUGGUCCCUGCCUCCAGUGCUGGUGGUGCACCUCAAACGCUUCUCCUACAGCCGCUACAUGAGGGACAAACUGGACUCCCUGGUGGACUUCCCCCUCAGCGAUCUGGACAUGUCGGAGUUCCUGAUCAACCCCAACGCGGGGCCCUGCACGUACGACCUGAUCGCCGUGUCCAACCACUACGGCGGGAUGGGGGGCGGGCACUAUACGGCGUUCGCCAAGAACAAGGAGGACGACAAGUGGUACUACUUCGACGACAGCAGCGUGUCGCCCGCGAGCCAAGACCAGAUCGUGUCCAAAGCGGCCUACGUGCUGUUCUACCAGCGGCGGGACACCCUGAGCGGGACGGGGUACUUCGCCCUGGACCGGGAGACCCUGGAGGCCGCCUCGGGACGGGGGGACGGCGGCCAGAGCGACGAGGACCUCAACGACAACGAGAACGAGAACGAAAACGAGAACGAGAACGACGCGGAGGAGCAGGACCCCAAUCACGACAUCACCAUGAACACCAACUGAAGUGGGGGGGGAGUGGGGCACCCCACGAUAAAUGCUCGGGGCGGGGCGGG